GGCCUAUCAAUUUGCAAGUACACUUCUAGACCUGUACCAUUUGUAAACUUCUAGAACUCCUCCCCGGCAUGCAUUGCAUGCCCAACAUGGAUGAACUGACGGUGGAGGUCCGUGGCUCCAACGGAGCAUAUUAUAAGGGAUUUGUCAAAGAUGUCCAUGACGAUUCACUCGCUAUUGCCUUUGAAAACAAUUGGCAACCAGAGAGACAAGUUCCCUUUAGUGAUGUUCGGAUGCCACCUCCAGCCGAUGGUAAAAAGGACAUUGGGGAGGGAGAAGAGGUGGAGAUCUUCUCCCGGGCCAAUGAGCAGGAGCCAUGUGGCUGGUGGCUUGCCAAAGUGCGCAUGAUGAAGGGAGAUUUCUAUGUGAUUGAGUAUGCUGCCUGUGACGCCACAUACAAUGAAAUAGUCACAUUUGAACGUCUUCGGCCUGUAAAUGUCAACAAGGCGGUGUCAAAGAGCUCCUUCUUCAAGUGCACCGUCCCAGUUCCUGACGACCUGAAAGCAGCGUGCGAAAGUGAACAAGCACAUAAAGAUUUCAAAAAGGCAGUGGGAGCUUGUCGGAUUGUCUACUGUACAGAAACAAGUAGCUUAGUUGUACUGUCCAUAAAUGAAGCCACAGUUAAGCGAGUGUCUUUGCUCAGUGACAUGCACCUGAGGAGCAUUCGUACUAAGCUCAUGCUCAUGUCCCGAAAUGAGGAGGCCACUAAACAUCUGGAGAGUACAAAGCAACUGGCGUCUGGUGUCCAAGAGGAGUUUACAGUCAGGGUGGACCUCAUGGGCCUUGCCAUUGGAAGCCAUGGAAGCAACAUUCAACAAGCCAGAAAAGUGCCUGGAGUCACUGCUAUUGAGCUGGAUGAGGGGAGCGGGACGUUCAGAAUUUACGGAGAGAAUGAGGAGGCAGUUAAGAAGGCAAGGAAUUAUCUGGAGUUUCUUGAAGAUUCUGUUCAGAUCCCCAGGAACUUGGUCGGCAAGGUAAUUGGCAAGAAUGGGAAAGUCAUUCAGGAGAUCGUUGACAAGUCUGGAGUGGUGAGAGUUAGGAUUGAAGGGGACAAGGAUGGCACACAGCCACGUCAAGAAACACAGGGAAUGGUCCCGUUUACAUUUGUCGGCACUAAGGAGAAUAUUGGGAAUGUCCAGGUACUUCUGGAGUACCACAUUGCCUACCUGAACGAAGUCGAGCAGCUGCGUAUGGAGAGACUGCAAAUAGACGAGCAGUUGAGGCAGAUUGGGAUGGGCCACAGGCCUUCAUCUGGCCGCCCAGCAGACAAGGGCUACACCACAGACGACAGUGUGGCUGCUACCGCCGUGCACACCAGCCGCUCCUACACCGGCAGAGGCCGCGGACGCAGGGGCCCCAACUACACCUCCGGCUAUGGCACAAACUCUGAGCAAUCCAAUGCCUCUGAGACUGACUCUGAGCGGAAGGAUGAGCUGAGUGACUGGUCCCUGGCGGGAGAGGAACCGGAGAGGGGGACUCGGCCACAGAGAGACAGCAGGAGGAGAGCUGGUCCAGGGAGGGGUAGAGGGCCCAGGGGCCGUGGAGCAGGGAGAGGAGCCCCCAACACUGCUCUGAAGGAUCCUUAUGGCAACCCCUACAGUGUGCUUGACAACACAGAGACAGACCAGACGGCCGACACUGAUGCUAGCGACUCCAACCUCAACACAAACCGCCGCCGCCGCUCGCGCCGCCGCCGGACUGACGAGGACACAACAGUCAUUGAUGGCAUGAGUGAAUCGGAUAACGCUUCCCUCAGUGAGAAUGGCCUUGAUGACUCAAAAGCUAAACCACAACGGCGUAACCGUAGCAGCAGACGCAGUGUCCGCCCACCAGAGGAAAGGCAACCAGUUACAGUGGCAGAUUACAUAUCCCGUGCUGAAUCACAAAGCAGACAGACUAACCAAAAGGAACUGAAAAAUAACAAAAAAGAACUGGAGCAGGUUGAGUGUAUUCCGGAGCACAGCCUAUCUGCAGAAGCAAAUACGAGCAACGGCCCCAGCAAUGGAAGAGGUGACGAACCAGGCAGGGCUUCCACAGAACGGGUUGCCAAAGUCGCUUACCAAGGGAAUGGUGACCAGCAGCCUGUCCUGAACGGGGUUUCCUAAUCUACGAAUCCACUCAAACUCAUUAAUUGUACUACAUUUUUACAAUAGUUAUUGUACAAGCUUGCCAAAGAUAGUCAUGGACUUCCAGAUUCUCUACUGCACUUUUCUGUUCCCUCAACAUGGAACACAGAGAGAGAUUUAGCACUGAACCGAGACAUAAGAGUAUGUUUCAAGUACAUGAUCUGAUGUUGUGCCUUGAGAAUAGAUUCAACAUAGUUAGUUGCCUGGCUGUAGUAAACGUUUUGUCAGUGAUGGCAAAGAUAGGAAGAAUCCAGUUAUCCUCCAGUUAUCCUAAUAUUUGUUGAGUUAGCUGCUUUUUGUUACAUUUUAAUAUGCAACCACUUCUUCAUAUGAGGAAAUGCAGUCUGGAAGAGAAAGUUUUGCACUGAAUUGUAAUUUAUUUUCCAUAAGAAUAACAUUAGUCUGGAAACUGGUCUGUUAAUGUUCUUGUCAAUUUUUUUUUAAUCCUGAAUGACACUCCACAUAGUAGUGAAUCUGUAUGCUGGAAUGAUGGUGGCAGUAACUGGUCUCAUGAAGGAGCUUUAUUUGGUUUAAGUGUACAGUAUUUAAAAAGCUGUUAUUCCUAACACUGGCUGAAGACCGUAUUUUCAUGCAGGUGACAAUUUGGACUACUGAAAGAAGUUUCCAGAUGUUGGUUCGGUAAACUACAAUUCUGUUUUUUUAUGCUCAUUCUGGUUUGAUGUGCAAUAUGUUUUGUAUGCCGGUAGUUCUUAAAUAAAACCCGAUCUUCCAUUUAGAUCCAAAACCA
Molecule: messenger RNA, 2871 nt
Organism: Salmo salar (Atlantic salmon)
Lineage: Eukaryota; Metazoa; Chordata; Actinopteri; Salmoniformes; Salmonidae
Gene: fxr1
Product: FMR1 autosomal homolog 1
Biological process (GO): animal organ development; regulation of mRNA stability; positive regulation of translation
Cellular component (GO): nucleus; cytoplasmic stress granule; neuron projection
Molecular function (GO): translation regulator activity; mRNA 3'-UTR binding
Source: RefSeq, a predicted model, not a curated record